Molecule: messenger RNA, 1203 nt
Organism: Salvia hispanica
Lineage: Eukaryota; Viridiplantae; Streptophyta; Magnoliopsida; Lamiales; Lamiaceae
Product: FAD synthetase 1, chloroplastic
Biological process (GO): FAD biosynthetic process; riboflavin biosynthetic process
Cellular component (GO): chloroplast
Molecular function (GO): FMN adenylyltransferase activity
Source: RefSeq, a predicted model, not a curated record
CAAAAUUAGGGCAUAUAUUCUCCCUCCUAAUUUACCCCAAAUUACUCCUCAACAAUGAUGAUGGGCGGCUGCCGCAUUUCGCAGCAGCUGCUCGAAUACAAUCCUUGCCAAUUCGUCACCUGUCGUUCUUGUCUCCACGGAACUGCUCCGCCGCCGCCUAGGUUUCGCUCUUCUUCCAGAAGAUUUUUGGGGUUCAAGCUGUCCGGCUCCAAUGACGACGGUUUAGCCAUCAGCAACGAAGCGUCCCAGCCCCAUCUCUUCAGCCCAGCUAAAAGCGGCGGGGAUCUUCCAUCUGAACGAGUCUCAGUAGCAGGUGGAAUAGUAGCACUAGGAAAGUUUGAUGCCCUUCACAUAGGUCAUCGGGAACUUGCAAUCCAAGCAGCGAAGAUAGGAGUCCCUUAUCUAAUGUCAUUUGUUGGAAUGGGAGAGGUGCUUGGAUGGGAACCUAGGGCACCUAUAGUGGCAAGAUGCGAUCGAAAACGUGUUCUUUCCUCUUGGGCUCCAUUUUGUGGUAAUGUUACCCCCAAGGAGUAUGAGGUUGAGUUUUCUCAAGUUAGAUAUCUCACUCCACAGCAAUUCGUCGAGAGAUUGGCAGUGGAUCUUGGAAUUCAUGGCGUUGUGGCAGGUGAAAACUACCGGUUUGGAUACAAAGCUGCCGGUAAUUCAUCUGACUUGGUGCGACUGUGUGACGAGUAUGGCAUGAAAGCGUGCAUAAUAAAAACCGUCAUGGACAAGCACCAAUAUUCUACGGAUGUGGGUUCUAAUUCUGGAAGCUCACAAGAGAGAGGGCAAGUAUCAUCCACGCGAGUUCGUCAGGCUCUUGGCAACGGGGAUAUGAGGUACGUCUCCGAGCUUCUGGGACGCCACCACCGGCUUAUGCUAAUGAUAAGAAACAGUGAAAACAUAUUUAGUGAUAGGAAGAGGUUAUCGGUGAAAUAUAGGCCUUGUUUGUUGAAUCUCCCACCCAAAGAGGGUGUAUACGAAAAUUGCUCGCUAGUAGUUGGCGAUGAGAGUCCGGUAAUAUGCAGAGUGACUAUUGAUUCGACAUGUAUUCAUUUGGAAUUAGAUGAGCAGGAAGUAGCUCAUCAUAUGAAUUCUAGUGCUCAAAACUUGUUACUGGGUAUCGACUUUGGGGAAUCCAAACUUUGAUAAUAUUUCUCUAGUGAAAUUAUUGGAUGAAGAUCUGUUGAUUGUGUGUUUAAA